Lodderomyces jiufengensis is the source of this 1707-nucleotide messenger RNA. It is a transcript of the gene CDH1, whose product is annotated as Cdh1p. The record is from RefSeq and is a predicted model, not a curated record. Gene Ontology annotation, biological process: positive regulation of anaphase-promoting complex-dependent catabolic process; anaphase-promoting complex-dependent catabolic process; positive regulation of ubiquitin protein ligase activity. The transcript has a single exon. Gene Ontology annotation, cellular component: anaphase-promoting complex. Gene Ontology annotation, molecular function: ubiquitin ligase activator activity; protein binding; anaphase-promoting complex binding. Bases 1 to 1707 code for a protein of 568 amino acids. NCBI's taxonomy places the organism in Eukaryota, Fungi, Ascomycota, Pichiomycetes, Serinales, Debaryomycetaceae.
AUGAGUUCAAAUCAUAACGCCGAUCAUAUAAAACGUAACUCACUACAUCCAUUUGAAACACCUAAAUCACCGUCAAGAUCAACUAGAAUACAUGAUCCACCAAAAUUAAACGAAACACAACUACCUAUUACAUCAUCUUCACCUCCAAGAAAACGAGCUAAUAAUACAAUAUUUAGUGAUCGAUAUAUUCCAAAUAGAACAGGAGUUGAUUUACAAGCAGCUUUCAGUUUAACAAAUGAAGAAAUACUACCGGAUCUAAGGAGUAAUAGGAAUGCAGAUAAUGAGAUUGAAAUACGAAGAGAAGAAGAAGCAAAUCGAACCUUUUCCACAGUUUUAAAAGCAGAAUUAUUUGGAGAUAAUGUACCAAUGGCAACUGCAAAUUUAUCUACAUCAACGAAUAAUAAUUUGAGUAAUAGAAUCAAAACAACAAAUCUGCGACCGAGUAGUAGUUCAAGUGCAUUAACUGGAACUCCACCAAGAACAUCUAACUCAAUUCCAAAUUCGUUAUAUUCAACAACUUCAUCAACUCAACAAGCUGGGUCAAAUAAUUCUAUAUCAACAUAUGAUUCAGAUGAUGUCACUUCAACACCAAGACGUAAAACCAAUUUAUUUACAUAUCAAUCACCUAAAAAAUCACGACCUAUAUCUAGAGAUUUACAACAAGAAUUAUAUUCAUUAUCACCAGUAAGGCAAGAAUCACAAAAACUACUAUUGUCACCACAAAAGAAACCUAGAAAUAUAGCAAAAGUUCCAUAUCGUGUACUUGAUGCACCUGAAUUAUCAGAUGAUUUUUAUUUAAAUUUAGUAGAUUGGGGUCAACAAGAUGUUUUAGCAGUUGGAUUAGGAGAUAGUGUAUAUUUAUGGGAUGGAUCAACUCAAUCUGUUGACAGAUUAUGUAAUUUAACAAACAAAGAUAAAGUAACAAGUCUCAAUUGGAUAGGCACUGGUACUCAUUUAGCUAUUGGGACAUCAAAAGGUUUAGUUGAAAUAUGGGAUGCGACAAAAAUUAAAUGUAUAAGAACAAUGACUGGUCAUUCAUUAAGAGUAAGUUCAUUAGCAUGGAAUGAACAUAUUUUAUCAAGUGGAUCAAGAGAUCGAACUAUUUUAAACCGUGAUGUUAGAAUUGAAGAUCAUUAUAUAAAUAAGUUGGAAAGUCAUAAACAAGAAAUAUGUGGUUUAAAGUGGAACAUUGAAGAGAAUAAAUUAGCAAGUGGUGGGAACGAUAACAACUUAUUUGUUUGGGACGGAUUAAAUACUAAACCAUUAUAUCAAUUCACAGAUCAUACAGCAGCAGUUAAAGCAAUAGCUUGGUCACCUCAUCAAAGAGGUAUAUUAGCAUCGGGAGGUGGUACUGCUGACAAAACCAUAAAAACUUGGAAUACAUUAACUGGAAAUAUGAUUCAUGACGUCAACACUGGAUCUCAAGUUUGUAAUUUAAUUUGGUCAAAAAAUUCAAAUGAAAUAGUAUCAACUCAUGGUUAUUCAAGAAAUCAAAUAAUAGUAUGGAGAUAUCCUUCAAUGCAACAAAUUGCUCAAUUAACUGGCCAUACAUAUAGAGUUUUAUAUUUAUCAUUAUCACCAGAUGGUGAAACCAUAGUUACUGGUGCUGGUGAUGAAACAUUAAGAUUUUGGAAUGUUUUUGAAAAAAAUAAAAAUAAUGAAUCGCCAUCUUCAGUAUUGCUAGGAGCAUUUCUGCAAUUACGUUAG